AUGCCGGCCCCAUCUACCGCUGCCCCUGAUCAGAAUGACAAUGAACAGAAUGUUAGGUUGGGAACCUUCAUGUUGGAGAGAGAUACUGAGCACUGGUGGGGCUCCGUGAAGAAAUCAUGGGAGCAGUCAGGGACAGAACUAAGUUGGGGAAAUUUUUUAGAAGCAUUCAAUGAGAAGUACUUCCCUGACUUUGUACGGGAAAGAAAGGAGGUGGAUUUUAUUGAGUUGCAUCAGGGAAAUCUAUCAGUAGAGCAGUAUUCAGCUAAGUUUGCUGAGCUGUCAAGGUAUGCGCCACACAUCAUGAAUACUGAGGUGCCAAAAGAGAACAAAUUUGAGAGGGGCCUUAGGCCAGAAAUAAGGUGGAGGGUGAUAUCAGCGAACAUCAAAACCUUCCCACCUUUAAUAGACUUGGCUAUGAAGAUCGAGAGGGAUUGUGAAGAGUCCCUGGUUGGGGGAAACUGGAAGAUGGGACCAGCCCAAUUUAGAAACUUGGGAAGGAAGGCUCGACCACCACCAAGGAAGAACUUCAGGGGAAGAGAUAACUAG
This is a messenger RNA of Amborella trichopoda, 546 nucleotides long. RefSeq lists its product as uncharacterized. Lineage: Eukaryota; Viridiplantae; Streptophyta; Magnoliopsida; Amborellales; Amborellaceae. The record is from RefSeq and is a predicted model, not a curated record.